AUGCUUGCCAAGCUUGCGUUCUGCCUGUUCCUUGCAGCGGCAAAUGCUUGGACUCCCCAAUCAAGGAGAGCCGCAUACCACAACGGAGAGAAGUUGUCCGAACGAUGGCUGCUGGGCUCUGACAAGAUUCGAGGUGUCAACCUCGGUUCUCAAUUCAUCAUCGAGCGCUGGAUGGCUGAAGAGUCAUGGAAGAAGAUGAACUGCGGUCCUUACAACGACGAGUGGACUUGCGUUGAGGGUAUCGGCCAGGCUGCUGCCGAUAAGGCCUUUAAGAAACAUUGGGAAACGUGGACGACUGAGGAUGAUAUCAAGCAGAUUGCAAGUCUCGGCUUGAACGCUGUCCGUAUCCCGGUUGGGUUCUGGAUGUAUGAGGAUAUUAUCAAGGAGGAUGAGUAUUAUCCACGAGGUGGUAUUUGGCAUCUUGAUCGUAUCGUUGGAUGGUGUAAAGACCAUGGUCUUUAUGUUAUUAUCGAUCUUCAUGGUGCUCCGGGGUCGCAAUCUCCGAGCGAGCAGUUUACUGGUCAUGCUCUGAAGAACCCCGGAUUCUACACACCCGAGAACUAUGAGCGAGCUGCUAGAUUCCUCGAAUGGAUGACGAAGCGAAUUCACACCAACGGCAACUAUACCACGGUUGGCAUGCUCGAGGUAAUGAACGAGCCUGUUCGUUCUGGAAAGUGGAAGGCUGAGGCUACCGACAUGAGAAAGAAUUUCUACCCCAAGGCCUUCCACCGUAUCCAGGCUAUGGAGGGUUACCUGGACAUCGCUGAGUCUGACCGUCUUCACAUUCAGUUCAUGGGCAAGUCAUGGGGUGCAGGAGACCCUCGAGAAUACCUCCCCGAGAGCGACCUCAUCUUCUUCGACGCGCAUCGCUACCUCAGCUUCGACAAUCGCAUCGCCGGCAACAAGAAAUCAUACAUUGAAACAGCCUGUGACGACUUCAUGGGCAAGAACGUGUUUGUCGGCGAGUGGUCUCUCUCCGUCAACAGCACUCUCAAGAACACGGACGAAUUCAAGGUCGAUGGACAAGAGACUUGGUACAAACAUUAUUGGGCUGCGCAGGUAGAGUCAUUUGAAAAGUCGGAUGGAUGGUUCUUUUGGUCUUGGAAGUGUGAUGGCAAGGUUGAUUGGCGGUGGUGUUACAAGUCUGCCGUUGCUGCGGGUGUUAUUCCAAAGGAUGCUGGGCAAGCCGCUAGUAUUAGUCCAUGUUCCAGAUACUGA
Molecule: messenger RNA, 1218 nt
Organism: Fusarium keratoplasticum
Lineage: Eukaryota; Fungi; Ascomycota; Sordariomycetes; Hypocreales; Nectriaceae
Product: Cellulase domain-containing protein
Exons: 4
Coding region: 1-1218 (405 amino acids)
Biological process (GO): glucan catabolic process
Cellular component (GO): cell surface; extracellular region
Molecular function (GO): beta-glucosidase activity
Source: RefSeq, a predicted model, not a curated record